GUGUCCUGUUCAGCAAGAUUUUGACCAUAUAUGGCUUCCAAGCUGACUGUUUUUGUUUCUAGCUUAUAAGCACAAUGAGCAUCUGGUGCUCCGCUUAACUUGGCGUCUUAAAAGCAACGACGUGUUCCCAGAGGUGCUUCCUGAAAUUCAAUGGCUUUAUUAAUGGUCAUUUUCGCGCUACUUUUCAUUUCAAAAUUACCUAAGCCAGGAGAAUGCCUAGAUUUAAGUCAAGCCGUCUUCCAAAAAAUUGAACAAAGGUACUUGAAAAAUCAUGUCAUCGACAAAAAGCAGGCAAGAGAUGAGGUGGAAUGUGUCAUGUAUUGCUUGGAAAAUGAAUCAUGCGCGUCUGUGAAUUUCAAAAUUUCUGGAAAGCUAAAAGGUCUUUGUGAACUCAAUAAUUCGACGCUUACUGACAUAUCUGGCAUACGCAACCCAGAAUACAACCAUCUUUACAAAGUCGAAAAGAAGAAAGAAGAUUUUGUCCCACCAACUUUCCAGCCUCACACAGCACAAAUAUCAGAUGAUUCACGCCUAACAGGUUUCCGACUCAACAGUUCAAUUCUGAAGAAGACAAACGUUUCGAGCAAAGCUGAAUGCAUAUCAUCGUGCAUAAAAGAACCAUGUUGUAGAUCUCUGAACUACAAGGAAAGUUCACCGCAAGCUGAGGCUAGUGUCUGUGAGAUGUUACACGAUGUGAUCCAUAAUACGUCGAAACAGUUGCAAGAGAAUAGUUUUUACGAUUACAUUUAUUUUAAAGAGUCACAGAAGGUAUACAAUGAACGAUGCACCAAAAAAGGAGAUUAUGAUCUGAAAUUUGAAAGCGCUCAAAACUUUACUCUACUUGACCAAAAUGUGCCGAAGAUGUCUAACAUGACACUAAUGUUCUGGAUGAAUACGCUGAAAGCAGACGAAAUUACAGUUUUUUCCUACAGAACGAGGGAAGGUGCCGAGGAAUUUAUGCUUAAAAUGAAGAAAGAAAGGAUAAUCCUUGAAGUUCAAUCGCUUAAAAAGUAUUUCUUUAUUCCGCCAAUCAAUGACGGUUACUGGCAUCACGUGGCGGUAACAUGGUCUCUUGGAAUAUACAGUGUUUCUCUUGAUGGUAUAUUAGUGUACAGUGGUGAUGGUCUUUCUUCUGGCAAACCGUUGAAAAAUGAUGGUGUCUUUGUUAUCGAGAGUUCAUUCUCGGGCAAAUUGAGUCAAUUAAAUGUAUGGAGUGAUUUAAAGUCUGCUACUGCGGAUCUCGAUAUAAAUUCCACUACACAAAGCUGUUUAACUGACGAAGUUGGAAAUGUUAUUAAUUGGCGCUCCCUUAAGGACAGCUAUCAUGGUUGUGUGGUUGGCAUAGAACUAAUAAGUUCGUGUAAGCCGCUUCGAAAGAAUCCUGAUUAUGACUUUAUCAUGGUAAAACCAUCAUCAAUCGACGUUAACAAGAUAAAUUUAGGAAAUAUUUCAAGUCUUGAGGCUUUCACAAUAACAACCUGGUUAAAACACGAAGAGAGGACGCAAUAUGACUCAAAAUCUAUGGAAUAUGUUGAUUACAGGAAUGCUAACGGAACAAAGUUGGUAUCACUUUAUUUUGCUGCAGAAUAUUUCAUCUUGAAAAUAAUCGGAACUUUUGCAAGUUGUGUCUUGCGUAAAUGA
Dendronephthya gigantea is the source of this 1641-nucleotide messenger RNA. Its product is annotated as sushi, von Willebrand factor type A, EGF and pentraxin domain-containing protein 1-like. Bases 151 to 1641 code for a protein of 496 amino acids. The transcript has 8 exons. NCBI's taxonomy places the organism in Eukaryota, Metazoa, Cnidaria, Anthozoa, Malacalcyonacea, Nephtheidae. The record is from RefSeq and is a predicted model, not a curated record.